AUGCAACGUGCUCACGGAUUGCCAUUUGUUAAGGAUAUUGCUUUUGUGGAUAGUACUGCAUCCUGUGAUGCCAAUGGGCAUUCUGUAACAAUUAUGCUUACGGCUUGUGGGAUAGGAGCUGUACCAUUAGCUCUUAUGAUCACUAAAGGACAGUCAACUGAAGAUUACAUUGCUGCCUUUACACUAUUGAAAGAGUCUGUACCAUUCGCAUUUUCUUCCCAAGGAUAUCCCAAACAGUUUAUUACCGACGAUAGUGAAGCUAAAGACAAGCUCUUAAGCAUGUUUGGCCCUCAUCAAAAUCGCUUCUAUGUCGUUUCAUAUUGUCAAUCGUAUGGCGUUGGCUUUUUGAAAAAAAACAUGACAUUUUAA
Macrosiphum euphorbiae (potato aphid) is the source of this 369-nucleotide messenger RNA. The record is from the annotation of a GenBank genome assembly. Lineage: Eukaryota; Metazoa; Arthropoda; Insecta; Hemiptera; Aphididae.